CUUCGCCAUUUGCAUAGCGGAGGUUAUCGCACAACAAAAACGCAACAAACAUUUUAUUUACACAAAAAUCAGUACAUAUUAUAAACGUGAGCAUUUUAUUACCAUGGAGAAUGGGUGAUUUAGAAGUAGAUGAAUUCUUUUGUGUGUUAUGAACCCUGUUUAAUUUUCCAAGUAUACGUUAAUCAGUAAGUCAAUCAGCUUGAUUGUUGUGUAGUCCCGAUGCUUCAUUUGCCCUCCACUAGAACUGCUGUCACCAUCAUUGUGCCAUGGUCGUGUCGAAUUCACCCUCAUGCCCUCAGAUCCACAGAUGGAACAGAGGCCACGCAAGAAACGCGAAUACCAAUGCCCCGACUGUGAUAAAGUUUUAACUACGUCAGAAGGUUUAAACAUACAUAGACGACUUCAUACAGAAAUGUCACACGGUGAGAAGCCCUACGUUUGUGGGAUUUGUAAGCACGCAUUCAGCAGAAAGUGGAACUACACAUGUCAUUUAAAAGGCUGCCAGAAACGUCAUCUUUCACCUAAUACCAGUUUCACAGAGCUCAAAGACCAUUCUGUGGAAGUAAAGCCAAGGAAGUCUAAAGAAAAGGAUACAGAUGCUUCUCGUGUGAUUGGUCUGAGCGGUGUUGUAAAACAGACUGAUAGUAAAAAGAUAAAUGACUUGAAACAAGAAGAACCUUCUCUUCAAUUCUGCAGUAAAAAUUCUCUUGAAACAUAUGGCAGAAAAAAAUUUGUUCAGAAAGAUUCAGUUGAAUAUAUUGAACAGAAAAAUGUACUAACAGUGAAUCAUGUGACUCAAACUGAGCCAACUGUAACUGAUGACUUGAUAUGGUCGACUUGUGAAAAAGAUACAAUUAAUGCAGGCUUAUCAUCGUCAGUUGUAAAAACGUCGACCAUAGUGACUAGUGAAUCUCAGGGAUUAACAUUCGCUACGUCUCAAAGUGUUGAUGUAAGUAAUAUAAUUUCACAGGGAACAAAGGCCAUACCUCAUAUAAAAGAGCCCUCAUUUAAAACUACUUCUGUGAAACAUUCAUCAUCAGUAAGUGAUGCACUGAACAAAACCUCAGUACCAAUUAAUAGCAGUACACCUGAUGCUCAUUUGAACCUAACUUACAAACAUUUUCCAAAUUCAAAGGUUUGUGCAUUAAAUCAGUUGAUUCCAAAUUGUGCUGGUAAUGUUAUAGACCUUGCAAAACAAUUGAAAAAGUUUAGUAAAGAUCCGCCACCUUAUCCUGGACUGCCUAGCAGGAAAGUCUCAUCACCACCAACUGCUUCACCAAAAUCUGGAACAUCUGGCCCCAUUUCCCACAUUAUUCUUGUUAAUGGUGGAAAGACAUUAUACUCUUACCAACUUCAAGUGAAGCAGGAACCUGGACUUAUAGAUCAGCCAAGUGACACUGUUGGUAAUUUGAUAAAACACAAAAAUAAACUUAUUGAUGAAUCAGCACCUUGUCUUAAACCUGCUUUUGAAAGUAAUUGUUAUGAUGAAAUUGAUGGGGAUAUCCCUAUUGUAAAAGUUGAAACAGAUGACAAUACAAAUACACAUAUCAAUGAUUCUAGUGAUUCCAGUGUUGUUAAAAUAAAGAAUGUUUUAGUGAAUGAAAAGAAAAGGAAGUUCAAUAAAGUAGAGAACACUGCUGGUCAAUUUGGGUUUGGAAAAGUUGAAUCGGAAAACACUGCUGUGAAGAAGACUACGGAUGAAUUUUUUAACUUUAAAACUGACUAUAAUAGAAAUUUCUCUAAUAUAGAACCACAAAUUUAUGACAGCCAUUUUGCAUUUGGUGGAGAGAAAUCAGAAACUACUAUCAAAGUUGAAUCAGAUAAUUGUGGUGGGAGGUUUGGACUUUGUACCUCUGCUGAUUUUGAUAGUGACAAAGGAGUUGAAAGUAGCUCUGAUGAGCUUGGAUAUCAUACCCUAGGUACACAAUCAUGUAUGACAUUAAGAAAUCGUGAAAACAAAUCAUUCAAAAGGUUACAUGAAUUAAGAAAAGAGAUUUUAAAUGGUGCUUAUGUAAAAGAUGUUUAUGAUGCUGAAGAAAUAGUUGACCCAGAACCAAUUUCUAAAAUAAAGAAAACUGAAAACAAGGAUGUGAUUCAUAUAAAGGAACUAGUUGAAGAAAGGAGAAGGAAAAAGGAAGGGAGAAAAUCUGAAAAUCCAGUUGCUGUUGAAACUUUUGUACAGAAAAGAAAAAAAUCCGAUAAAGAAAAAACUGCUGUUUAUAGACAGAGGAAAAUUAUACAGAAAUCUUUCACAAACUCUGGAUUUGAAUGUAAAAUAUGUGGAAAGUUAUUGACAACACCAUAUGGAUUACAGAACCAUUUGAUGGUUCAUGAAGGUCAGAAACCAUUCGUUUGUAAAGUUUGUAAUCACGCAUUUACAAAGCAGUGGAAUUUAAAGACUCAUUUACAAAACAGACAUAAAAUAGAUCCUUCAAAAAAGGAUCUAGAACCAAAAUGUCCUGUUAAUUUAUCAACAAAAGGUUCUAGUAUAAGACGUGUGAGCAGGGAAAAUAGUUCUGUGAAUUUAAAGUGUGAAAUACGUAAUGAGAAAGUGCCAGUUGCUUAUGAAACCUCUUUUGAUGUGAAAGUUGAAAGCAGUGAAAGUGAUUUUGAUGGUUCCAAGACUUCUGUAAAGUCAGAAUUAAGCGAGGACUAUUUUUCUAGUAACCCAAAGAAUUGUGAAAAAGUUGAUAAAGAAGAGACUGAGAGUAUAAGUACAUUUGAUAAUGCUGAAUUAAUUAAUGAAUACUUGAGUGUGAACGACAUUGACAAUAGUUCAUUUGAAGGUUCUGAAGGGAACAUAUUUGAUUUAGAUGAAGCUGAUUUCUUAGAAAUUAAGCAACUUGAAACUGAUGUAGAUUUAGAGACUAUGGUAAAUAAAGAGACAGUUAUAGGAGCUGAUGAAACAUGUGGAAAUGUUAAUGAGAACUUAAUUGGUCUAGACAAAAGCAUGGCUAAUGAAAAUGUGAUAACAAUGGAAAAAAGUGAUCUCAAGACGGAAAAUGUUCCAAAUGGAGCAUUAGAGGAGUCAAAAGUUCAGAGUGUUGAUUCUAAAUGUGAGAAUGGAGAUGUAAUGAAAAACCAGGGUACAGAUGUUGGGACUGUAUCUGGUGUGACAAUAGAAAGUGGAAACUUUUCUGAACCUACCAUUGGUUCUGUUGAUAUAAAUGAAAGAACUAGUCAAGGAAAUGAUGUUAAGGACAAUAAACCUGUAAAUACUUCAGAGUUUCAAUCAGAUUCAAACAAAACUUUGAACAAAAACACUGAUUUUGAUAGUUUUGAAGUAUCAAAUGUAGAUUUUAAAGGAGCAAGUGUGAGUAGUGAUUUUUCAAAUAAUGAAAAUGUUUUACCAAAUAAAUGUACAGAAACUGAGAAUGUAAGUGCCUCUAUUGAAGAGAGACAAAGUAGAGGGGACUUUUCUUUAAACACAGGGCCUUUGUCUUCCAUUGAACGAAAUUCUGAUCUCAGUUCACCUAAUUCCAGCCUGGUAAAGCAAAUGGAACACAGCAAUGGUACUGUUCCAGCCAGUGAAAGUCUUCCUCUUGAAUAUACAGAACAAGUUCAGCCAGUUGUUCAGCCUCCUGGGGAUCCUUACAGUCUUCCAGUUCCUCCCCAGUAUCCAGGACAACUUGAACACUAUCCUCCGUCUCCUUACCCAGGGCAACAAGCUGUUGCAUAUGAUCAAAAUAUGUAUAGUGCCCAUUUAGCAAAUUUAGCACACUAUCAAAAUAGGGCUGUGGAGGAGAUGGAUGGGCAGUUUUUGCCUCCAGGAGAUGGAAGUCAAGAUCCUGCCAAGGACAAACAGUUAUACGAGUGUCAGACUUGCGGUAAAAAGUUAACAUCCACUGGGGCCUUGCAAACACAUAUGCGUGUUCACACUGGGGAGAAGCCUUACCAUUGUGAUAUCUGUAAUCGUGCUUUUUCAUUUAAAAGCAACUGUACUAGACAUAUGUUAACACAUUCUCAAGUGAGACAGAAGAAAAGCCCGCCCAAAAAUGGUCCUAAACCAGCCGAUGGUCAACCAAAUUCCAGUGAAUCUCCCAGUGCACUACCAGGUUUUGAAGAGAUUAGAAACACAGGAGAAGAAUAUCCUGAGCCUGGUAUGCAAACAAGUCCCAUGACUCAAUCACAAGGAAUUCUUCCAUCUAUGCAGACUCUGGUAUCAAAUCAAGCAUCUCAUUUUCCGGGUAUGCAAUCCAGUCCACAUCCAAACUACAGUCAUACUUCAACUCCUGACUCGGCACAAGAGAGGUCCGGCGAUACUACUCCUAAACCUGAGGAUUUAACAAUGAGUCCUUACGGAAUGCAAGGGGUGGAUUUCACACAACAUCGGCAGCAUCCAUUUUAUCAGAACCAUCCGGUUUAUUAUGACCCUUAUGGACAUGGAAUGAGUCAAUAUCCGCCAGGAGCAUAUCCCCCACCUAUGAGUCCUAUGCAACAGCCACAUUAUGGGAGUGAAUAUACUCAUAUGGGAGCUCAUCCUGGUUACAGACCAGAACCACAGACAUGUCCAAAUCCUGAGGCCAUGUCGACUGGUUCAAGUCCGCAGCAAAUGCAUCAAGCACCAAAAUUGCCUGAACCGUCUCCUGAUACUCCCGUAAUGAAACAAAAGAAUAGGUCAAAGGAAUACCAAGGUGAGAGAAAACAUCCAUCUAAGUAUUGCGACAUAUGUAAGAAAUCAUUCUCAGCCAGCUACUACACAAAUCAUAUGAAAAUGCAUACAGGAACAAGUCCACACAUCUGCACUCUUUGCAAUCAAGUGUUUUCGCAAAAGUUUAGUCUGACCAGACACAUAGAAAAUAUACACCACAAGUCAAAGCCAGAUAUUGCUCAGUCAAAAAUGACUCCGGCAACUGGAAUCUCACAUGCAUCUGGAGUUCAAGCUGCAGUUGGGGUACCACCUGCAGUAGGGGCACCUUUUACUGGAACAACAUCACAGCAUGUAGAUAAUAAGGCAUAUUACAGCCAUCCCACAGUCUCAGAACCCAGUGCUAGUACAAACCAGGGAGUAAAUGCAAGCGGAGAAAAGCAGGCACAUAUUCAGGGGUCAGGAACUUCUAGAUCUGACAAUACAGUUGAAAAUACUGCUGAUAUAAAGGAAGAAAAAGUACCAUCUGAUCAAGUAUCAUCAAGUCAUUUAUUAGCUCACAACUCCAGCUCUCAACCAUCUGAUGGUAACCUCUCACAACAGGCCCAUUUCAACAAUUACACAUCUCCUGCUCCACAAAAUCCUGAGACGGGACAAUUAAUGUCACCAUUUCCUCAUGGAAGCCAGAGUGAUAAUAAAUAUACAGAAAUUCCAUAUCAGCAAGCUCCACAACAAUAUCCUAGCCAGUUACCGUCUUCUCAGACAGAGUCAAGUCAGUGGGCUCCACCUCUUCCAUCAAUACAUCAUCUUCAACAGCAGCCAGUUCAAGGUCAACCUUUACAUGUAAACCAGCAGCAGCCUGCAGCACUAGCUGUUACAAAACCAAUGCCUCCAUCUUCACAGUCUUCUAUAGAAGAAGGUGACAUUGAAGACAUGAGUAAACAGCCAUCAGGUGAGAAGGUAAAGGGGUCACAUGUUUGUAAUAUCUGUAACAAAACAUACUCUUCAUCGGCAACAUUAAAAGCUCAUCAUCGCAUUCACACUGGUGAGAAACCAUAUACAUGUGAAUUUUGUGACAAGUCAUUUACAUUUAAAGGUAAUAUGAAGCAACAUAUGGCAAAACAUCACAAAGAUGUAACACCAACAACACCAGGUUCUGAUGCUCAACUUGAUCCUUCCAUGUCAGAGAAUUCAUUAACUGGUAUGAAAACUCCUACCAAAAAGUCACGGAAGUCACCAGCGCCUUUGACAGCAAGUCCGGGUUAUGGAUUCCAUAUGUCCGAGACAGCUCAGCAAUUUGAUGUUCCUUCACAAGAUUAUAAGGGUUACAGCAAUUCACCUCUGUAUAAACAUCAGAUAAAAUCUGAGCCGGAGACCUAUGCAAGUAUGCAGCCUGCCAUGUAUAACUAUCAGAGCAGGUCACCAAUGAGCAGUUUGGGAACCAGAACGCCACCCCAGCUGUAUCCCACUCCACCUCCACAGACAUUUAGUGGAAGUCCUAUAAAAUCUCUUCCAUCCAUCCAAAACUUUAAUACUUUUAAUGCUAGUCAGGCAGGAGUUUAUCCAAAUUAUGGAGAAAAGCCACCAGGAUUUCCACAUAGCGUUGCUUCUAAUCUUCAACCUGGACCAGCUAUGGAUGUUAAACCUGAUGUCCCAAAAAGUUCAAGCUCAAACCCUGAAUCAGAUGGUUUACCUGCACAGAUUGCUAAUGCUGUUCUUGGUAUGCAGCAAGAAGGUUUAGGAGGAUCUGGUCUCAAUCCAGAAUAUCCUGCAGUUGCUCAUCCAGAUUUAAAGAGCUGGCCAGAUCAUAGCUUCCCAGCAGUCCCUGUUAUUAAGGCAGAAGAGAAUGAGAAUUCAAACAUAGCACCAUCCAUAGGUGAUCUUGAGAAAACAGUUAUGCCUUUUGUUGCUGAUGAAUCUCACCAAGUUCACAAGACAGAAACACCACAGGAAGGUGUUAGAGGUUCAACACAAGAGGAAACAACUUCAAUGCCUUCUUCCUUAGUGCAUGAGCAGAGUCACCUAUACAGCCAGUCAAAGACAAGGCAAGAAUCUGAAAUAGGCCAACCAAAUUCUGUGGUGCAUUUAGGUAACCAAUCAGAUUCAAUGUCUCAUAACUUCCAGUCAGGUGUACCAUUGGAAUCACCUGUAAUGCAAUCACCAAGUUCUACAAGUACAGAUUUACAGUCGCCUCAUCCAAGUACACCAGGUACACCAAUCAUCUCUCCGCAGAAUAAUAUAUUUCUGAAUAACAUGGUUUCACCUCAGGCAAAGACACCAGGAAAUCCCCUUACCUCACCAAAACAGAAAAGUAUCAUUUGUCCUAUAUGCAACAAGGAGUUAGCAUAUUCUAGCAGCCUGUCAACACACAUGCGUGUUCACACAGGAGAAAAGCCAUUCUCUUGUCUUCUCUGUAACAAAACUUUCGCCCAGAGAAGUAACCUUAAUACACACCUUAGGUCAUGCCGGAAGAAAAAUGAUAGCAAAGAAGGGACUCCUGAAUUUUCAGGACCUGAAGGUCAGACUGUGGGGUCAGGGCCUGACACUCCAGGAAGUGAGAGUUUGUCUGCACCAUUGUCUAGAAAGCUCAGCACCAGUAGUGAUGUCAGUACAUCUAAUUAUGAAAUUGCAAUGGAUUUAUCACAGCAUCAUCAGAAAAACCAACAUUAUCCAGGGGCACCUCCCCCUCAUCAUCCGCCGGGCCUCGGAGAAUAUAAUCCUCAUUUUAAUUAUGAGAAUCAUCCAGGAGGGUUAAACAUGAGUUAUGGUCAAUACCCAAAUGAAAUGUAUGCUCAUCAUCCAGGAAUUGUUCAAACUCAGCAGAAUUACCAAGGUGAACUGGAACAAAACCAAUACAGCAUGAAUUCAAGCUCUUCAUUACCGUCUAUGUCAAGUUCAAGCAUGACACAGCCCACAAGUAGCUCAGGAAACAUGUUGCCAAACUUUUCAAGUGUAUUUUCAAAUCUAAAUGACACAUCUGCUGGUCAUCAGGGUUUCCAAUAUCCACAGCAACAACAACAGCUACCUGGCUUUGAUUCAUUUAAAUCUUCAUUUAAAAGGGAAACAUUACCUUUGUCUCAAGACUAUGCCACCGAUCUUACAGAAAAGCCAGUCAAUAUGACACUUCAGGCAGAUCUCAGUCCAUCACCAAACAAAGAGGCGAAAGCAGUAGGACCUCUACCUGACUGGGGAAGUCAAUUAAAACAGGAACAAUGGCUGUCUGAUUCCAAACCAAAACAAAUUAAAUCAGAAGGAAAAAGACGUAGUUCUGCAAAAACACUGUCCGAAGAAGAGAAGACUGCUGCUCGUACAUGCAAAGAAUGCAAGAAAGUAUUGUCAUGUAUGGCUGGAUUGAGACAUCAUAUGCGUAUACAUACGGGAGAGAAACCAUUUAGAUGUGGUUUAUGCAACAAGAAAUUCUCUCAAAAAUGCAACACUCAUACACAUAUUAAAUCUUGCAUAAAAACUCAAAUGACCAAAGGUAAUUUGCCUGAAGAACAUCUUUCAAAAAGUGAGCAAGAACUGUGUGUUUUGUUUACUAUACGAGACCCAGACAACAAAUUAGAAGGGGGAGAGUCUGAGUCUUUCAUGGAAAACAUGGAGGAAGAUAGUAAUUCUAGAUUUGGAAAUGAAUCUGGUGCAGAUAAUGCAGUUGAUAUUAUAAGUAAAGGUAGUAAUGAAGAGGGUAAAAGCAACACUGAACUUGUUAAACAAGCCUUAAUGGACAUUAUUGACAAGGUAAAAGCACAUGAAACAGUUAGUCCACUUGAGAAUAGGCCUGGAAUUCAGUCUCCUUAUCGUUCCUUCGAAAAUGAUGAAUACGAAAAUGAGCAAAGUGAAAUAGAUGAACGAGACAGAUUAACUCCAAAUUUUCUUGAUAAAGAUAAAAUUCGGGGAGUUGAUAGUGGUUAUAAGAAAAGGAAAUGCUGUGAAUGUGGAGUUGAGAUAACUGGCUCCCCAAGUUCCCUGAAACAUCAUAUGAGGACACAUACAAAAGAGAAGCCGUUUGUUUGUGAUUACUGCUGUAGACCAUUCUCGAUGAAAUUUAGUCUUAAUCGCCACAUUAACACUCAGCAUGGUGAAAACAGACAUGAGAGAAGGAAAGUGGAUAAACGAAAACUUAGUGUCGAUGAUCAAAGUAAUGAAAACUCUGCAUCAAGUGAUGCAAAACAUUUUAAGUCUCAGAAUUUUGCUGAAAACUUCAGUGAAAUUAGUGCUAUUUCUGAAACAAAAGAUACUGUAAAGACUGAAUCUUGUGUUGGACCUUCCUGCACUGAGAUCAAGGUAGAAAAUGUUGUUGAAAAUCAAAACUGUCCUGCAAAAAUUAAAAUGGUGAAUGAUCAAAGUAUGUAUGAAUUCACUAAAGUUAAUCAAAUGAAAGAAGACAUUUCAGGAGUUAAGAGUGAAAAUAAUAUGGAACCAGAUACAUUGUUUGAAAAUGAAAGUGGUGAAAAAAGUGACAUAAGCUUUGAGAAGGGGGAAGAUAUAUCUGACAUUAAAAAUGAGAACAAAGUGAAGGUGAAAAAAUCAAAAUAUCCAAUUAUCGAUGAGGCUGCCAUAGCAGCUAUGGAUAUUACUAAACGUGGUUUAAAGGUCUGUGAAAUAUGCAAUAAGGAAUUUGCCCGUCCAGUUCUACUUUUAAAACAUAUGCGAACGCACACAAAUGCAGAAAAACCAUACAAAUGUGUUAUGUGUAACAAGGCAUUUGGUUACAAAAGCAGCUUGAAAACGCAUUUUGAGAAACAUAAAUCGGAGAUGUACAAGUGUAAUAUAUGUGAGGAACUGUAUACAACGGAGACCGAACUUGCUGAACAUUCUGUUAGCCAUUCAUGGGAUGAUUGCCCAGACUUAGACGCAGUAUAACAUACAGUUGAUGUGUUUUAUAUUUUUUUAUUAUUUUUCUUUGUUAUUUGCUUAUACUGUUAUAGAAAUAUUUAAUAGGA
Messenger RNA from Ruditapes philippinarum (Manila clam), 9531 nucleotides. RefSeq lists its product as uncharacterized. Lineage: Eukaryota; Metazoa; Mollusca; Bivalvia; Venerida; Veneridae. The record is from RefSeq and is a predicted model, not a curated record. Gene Ontology annotation, molecular function: RNA polymerase II cis-regulatory region sequence-specific DNA binding; DNA-binding transcription activator activity, RNA polymerase II-specific. Gene Ontology annotation, cellular component: nucleus. Bases 290 to 9451 code for a protein of 3053 amino acids. The transcript is spliced from 5 exons. Gene Ontology annotation, biological process: regulation of transcription by RNA polymerase II.